AUCCCUAAGCAACUGCCCCUUCCCCAGCCAGGCUGCCGCUCACCAGCUCCUCGGGGGUGCGGCUCUCGCGUUCACCGCAGCAGCAACACCACCUGCAGCAGCAGCACACGGACCCCCUGCACCCCGCCAUCUUCCUCCUUUCCUGCCACUCCGGACCACCUAGGCCAACCCCCCCUCCCUCCCAGGAUCGCGCCUCACGUGACUGGCCCCGGAAGGGUCACGUGGCCCUCUCGAGCUCUGGGUCGGGAGACAGGGAGUGGCUGCAGACGGGUGGGGCGAGAGCUCGCGUCACAUGACGCAGUACUUGGCUGGCUUCCCAAGGGACCUCCGGGCGCGGCCAUGUUGGGGCGGGACUUCCGGCCAUAGUCUUUUGUGGCUUCCGCCUGCCGCUGGUCCGGUUUCCCUUAGCAACCGACAGCUACGCCCCGCCUUCUCUGCCUGCGCGAGGGAGGUGGCACCCGGGCCGCCCGCGAUCUGACGCAGGAGCAGGAAUCCGGCUAUGGUGAACGAGGCCAGAGGAAGUGGCAGCCCCAACCCCCGAUCUGAGGGCAGCAGCAGUGGCAGCGAGAGUCCCAGGGACAGUUCGAGAUGUUCCACCCCCAGCCUGGACCCAGACCGGCACGAGAGACUCCGGGAGAAGAUGAGACGCAGAAUGGACUCUGGUGACAAGUGGUUCUCCCUGGAGUUCUUCCCUCCUCGGACUGCUGAGGGAGCUGUUAAUCUCAUCUCGAGGUUUGACCGGAUGGCAGCAGGGGGCCCCCUCUUCAUAGACGUUACCUGGCACCCAGCUGGAGACCCUGGCUCAGACAAGGAGACCUCGUCCAUGAUGAUUGCCAGCACAGCAGUAAACUACUGUGGCUUGGAAACCAUCCUGCACAUGACCUGCUGCCAGCAGCGCCAGGAGGAGAUUACAGGCCAUCUGCACAGAGCCAGGCAGCUCGGCCUGAAGAACAUAAUGGCGCUGAGGGGAGACCCUGUAGGUGACCACUGGGAAGCAGAGGAAGGAGGCUUCAGCUAUGCCACAGACCUGGUGAAGCACAUCCGGAACGAGUUUGGCGACUAUUUUGACAUCUGUGUGGCAGGUUACCCCAGAGGCCACCCUGAUGCAGAGAGCUUCGAGGAUGACCUGAAGCAUUUGAAGGAGAAGGUGUCCGCAGGCGCCGACUUCAUUAUCACUCAGCUCUUCUUUGAGGCCAGCGCCUUCUUCAAAUUUGUGAAGGCCUGCACAGAGAUAGGCAUCUCUUGCCCUAUACUGCCUGGGAUCUUCCCUAUUCAGGGCUACACCUCCCUUCGGCAGCUUGUAAAACUGUCCAAACUGGAGGUGCCACAGAUGAUCAAGGAUGUAAUUGAGCCGAUCAAAGACAACGAUGCUGCCAUCCGCAACUAUGGCAUUGAACUGGCUGUGAGCUUGUGCCGGGAGCUGCUGGACAGUGGCUUGGUGCCAGGCCUCCACUUCUAUACCCUUAACCGCGAGGUGGCCACCAUGGAGGUGCUAAAGCAACUGGGCAUGUGGACCGAGGACCCCAGACGUCCCCUGCCCUGGGCUGUCAGUGCACACCCCAAGCGCCGGGAGGAAGAUGUGCGUCCCAUCUUCUGGGCCUCCAGACCAAAGAGCUACAUCUACCGCACACAGGGCUGGGAUGAGUUUCCUAACGGCCGCUGGGGUAAUUCUUCCUCGCCAGCCUUUGGGGAGCUGAAAGACUACUACCUCUUCUACCUGAAAAGCAAGUCCCCCAGGGAGGAGCUGCUGAAGAUGUGGGGUGAGGAGCUCACCAGUGAAGAGAGUGUCUUUGAAGUCUUUGAACACUACCUCUCAGGAGAGCCGAAUCGCCAUGGCUACAGAGUAACCUGCCUGCCCUGGAACGAUGAACCCCUGGCAGCAGAAACCAGCCUGAUGAAGGAAGAGCUGCUACGAGUGAACAGGCUGGGCAUCCUCACCAUCAACUCCCAGCCCAACAUCAAUGCAAAGCCGUCCUCAGACCCUGUUGUGGGCUGGGGCCCCAGUGGGGGCUAUGUCUUCCAGAAGGCCUACCUAGAGUUCUUUACCUCCCGUGAAACUGUGGAGGCUCUUCUGCAAGUGCUGAAGACAUACGAGCUGCGAGUCAACUACCACAUCGUGGAUGUGAAGGGAGAAAACAUCACUAAUGCCCCUGAGCUGCAGCCCAACGCUGUAACAUGGGGCAUCUUCCCUGGACGAGAGAUUGUCCAGCCUACUGUGGUGGACCCCAUCAGCUUCAUGUUCUGGAAGGAUGAAGCCUUUGCUCUGUGGAUCGAGCAGUGGGGCAAGUUAUACAAGGAGGAGUCCCCAUCCCGCAUGAUCAUCCAGUACAUCCAUGACAACUACUUCCUGGUCAACCUGGUGGACAACGAGUUCCCGCUGGACAGCUGCCUGUGGCAGGUGGUAGAGGACACGUUUGCGCUGCUCAAUAGGCAGACCGCGAAGAAAGAGACACAGGCCCCAUGAGCCUGCAUCCCGGUAUCUUCCUCUCCUGGAGCCCCUUUCCCUCAUCUCUCUACACAGGAUAAUGGCAGCUAGACUGGCAGGAAGCAUCCAGGCUCUGGCUGGACCCGAGAUGCCCCAUCGAGGAGGCUGAUGCUCUCUGCUCAAGCCCAGAGCCCAUGUUCUUGCAGUGGCAAGCGCCUCCGUUCUCAAGGGAAGAGACCAGAGAUUGCCCAGCCAUUGCACCAAGGCAGCCUCUAGGAGGUGAACUUUGACCUGGGGUCUAUGUGAGACAGACAGUAGGCACUCGUACUGAAGGAGGAAGUAGGAAGAAGUGUGGCAAAUGAGGGCACAGAGACCUCCUCCCUACUCAGCGGACUACACACCAGGUCCCCAGGAGAGGCCUGGCUGGUGACACAAGCCUUUCUUGCCAUCUUAGGCCCAAGAGUGUAGGAGUUCUGUCUCUUCCCCGGGGCUUCAGAAGGUUGGUUGUGUCUGUUCUGUGGCUGGGAAGAAAGUGCCCCUUCAGGGUUAAAAGCAUUCUGUCCUCAGUGGAGGCUUGCUCUUGGCCUUGUUUUCUGUCCUCUCAACGAGAUUCACCUGGGCAGGGCCCAGCUCUGCCCAUGGCUGUGUGCAGCCCACUCCCUGGCUUCUGCACAGACUCCUGCCAGCUGCUGUCUUCUCUGUUCGGCCUAGACUGGGAGCUGUUCCUGGCACUCCUCCCCAGUCAGCCCUCAGGCCUGGCUGCCUGGGGCAGUGACUGGCAGGCACAGAUGACUGCUCCCAGCCUGCUGGUCUUGUUUGAGGCAGGGAAUGGGAGAAAGCUGUCCAUAGAGCAACUUAGGUAGAGCAGGGGAUUUCCCCUCCCCUCGUCUCCCAGGCCUGGGUGAUUGCAGUGGAGAGCAGCCUUGGAGAGACUGAGCAGAAGCAGCCAGGGUGAGGAGGUCCUUUCAUUCUGGCUCCUCCAACUGUGGGCCUGUUCCCUCCCUCGGAAGGCUGGGCUUGGUUCUGCUUAUUUCUCAGGAACAUUUCAGAGCUGCUGCUGGGCCCUACUCAUCCCACGCCUGCUACAUCUGAGCCACUAUCAAUGUUUCCAGGGGCACAGGCUGCUGCUGGUUCUUCUCCUGGGCUCUUGACAACCAGGUGCUGGUGCCACUUUUCAAAAGCCUAGAAGCAGGGCAGGACAGGAAAUGCCACUUGUCUCAGGGCCUGUACUGGGCCUGUCAGACUGACACCUAAGCCAUGUUCUGUGAGUCUCAACCAGAGGCCCUUCCCUCUGCCCUGGCAGCCAGCCCAUCCUGUCCCUGCCCAAAUAUCUAGGCUCAGAAUAGACUGGACCUGUGACCCGGGAAGCUGUGCCCAGUGACCUGCAAAUAGACGCCUGUGCUGGACCAGCACGGGGAGCCACUGCCACAAGCAGCCUGGUUCUCAGAGUGAGUGAAAUCGACACUGGGCUGGCCUUCAGGCCACUAGUCAAGGGCUCUAAUGUCCAGGCUGUGUGCUCUGUAACCAGUGACCCACUCAACUGAAUGAGGAUAGCCCAGGGUGGUGAGCAGGGACACCCCUCCCCUCUCCCUGGCACUGGUCUUGGAAGGCUGGCUGGUUUAAGUGAGAUAAAGUCACCUGGGAAAGGACCCAGCUAUCUUCUCUCUGGUGUAGCUGAAGGUCCCUUUUCCACUUGUCCUCCAGGCCUGUCCCAGGUGUCAUUGUCUGAGCUACAGAGAGAGUUGAGGAAAGACCCUCUGCCAUCCUGCCAGCCCUGGCCCUUCUACUGCUGCCCCAGGGUGACAAGGGGCCAUCAUCUAAGAAAUGUUAACAGAUGAGAAUACCUGAGCCCACCCCCUAAGGCUUUGGACAUGAGAUGUGGUUAGUGUCUCCAGUUAGCCAAGGCAUAGAUAGGAUAAUGGGAAGUUGCUCCCAAGGGCUCGGCUUAGUACAGAGGAACUAAGCUUACCUGCAGGCCAAGAACAUCUAACCUCUUCAAGGGCGAAGACCAAGAGCCACAGGCUCUGCCGUCCUGCCAGAGUGGACUAACCACCCCUCCCAUGCACAGCAGAUCCUGCCCUAGCCACCUUUGAGGAGCCUGGCCUUGGCCCUGGAGGGCGCUGGUCUGACAGCCUCAGAGCUCACCUAGUCCUGUAGGGGGCCGGUGGAGGGCCCAUGCAGGCAGUGGCAGCCAGACCUGAAGGGUUGGGCAGAGGGGUCUCUCUGUGUCACCUGGAAAGGAGAAUUGGGUCAGGAGAGGAUGAUGCCUUGAUUUAGAAGAACAGAAGCCCCGCUCAAGUCUCCAGGCUGUGGGCUGGCCCAAGGCGCUAAUGGGGAAAGAAGGGAAUUCUUCAAAUAGCUGGGACACUCAGGAAGGGAUGGACAGGGGAAUUGUUUCAAAGGGCAUGGCCUGAGGGUUGAGACCCAAGGACCCAGCUCCUUACUCAAAUCCCAGGAUGUGGUCCUCUGUAUGCCUCUCCAAUGUGGCCAUGUCAGGCUGGGCAGCACAUUCUCUAUGACAGGUGGCCAGCAGCUGUGAGUCUGAAGGAACAGCAGGGGGGCAAGGAUCAACUGCAGUGGGCUUGACCCUGCUGACCAAGAGGGAGUUCUGCCUGCCUCCUACCAGAGCAAGCUCCCACCUGUGUGUAUAAUGGGGUGUUUCACCUGACACCCAGGAGUCCCAAGACCCCCAGACGAGGCAAGCCACCAGUGUAUGGCACUACUCCCUCUGACCAUCCUCCCCGUUGGCUGAAGACAUCUAAGCAGAGGCUGGCUCAAUAAUAGCUGCCCUGUGGUGGAGCUCAGGCUAGCCCUGAGAUUGACAUGCUCCUGAAUUAAGCUUUAGGAUGUUGCUCUCACAUGUGGCCCGACUCCAAAGUCUGGGCUCCCAAUUACUGCAAUAUACAUAGGGGACUCCCAGUACCACACAAUGGCUCACUACCUGGACGUGUGAGUACCUGUGGUAAAGAGCAGAACCCUGGGUACCAUUCUCAGUGUCUGGUGUGUUUCUAGAAACCUGUUUAUCAGCAUAUCAGCCUUGCCUUCACUAACAAGAAGAGAGCAAAUGUAUAUAUACUUUUAAAAGGUGGUAGUGUACUAGUGAAAUUUCAUGACGUUGAGGCAUGGGGACCAGAGGCUGCCUCAUGAGCUUGAAGCCACCUGGUGCAUACAAGCUGGGCCCACAAAGCCUGUAACAUCAACAGGUCAGACAGCACGAGACCCCACGAGACCCCAUGGUGUCUUAACAUCGACAGGUCAGACAGCACGAGACCCCAUGGUGUCUUAACAUCGACAGGUCAGACAGCAUGAGACCCCAUGGUGUCUUGCCACCCUGAGCCACGUGGGGACUCUGAAAUCCAGCAACCUAGUCUUGCAAAGCCACUUUGAUGAUUUCUGUUCUUUCCAAAGUUAAUUCUGUUCUUUCUGGCAGUCUGAAGCGAGACUCUUGGUGAUGCCAAAUUGUCCUUACGAACACUGUCUGUCUAGCCUGUCAGGAUCUUGGGCUGAGUCCCCUAGUUACAUCUACAGACCUCUAGGCAGUGCUGGUUCUUGCACCUGGCAUUGUAUUUAUCUCUUCCCUCCUAAUAGGCCAUCAGUCUCUCACUGUGUGUCAGAGCUAAGAACUUCUGGUCUGAAGGUGACCUUUUGGUGCAAAAAAGGGGAAAAAAAACCUACUUUCUACUUUAUUUUCUGUAAUGAGCACAUUUCAUUUUUUCCAAAAAAAAAAAUAAAAUUGCUGUCUCCAUA
Molecule: messenger RNA, 6172 nt
Organism: Mastomys coucha (southern multimammate mouse)
Lineage: Eukaryota; Metazoa; Chordata; Mammalia; Rodentia; Muridae
Gene: Mthfr
Product: methylenetetrahydrofolate reductase
Exons: 12
Coding region: 500-2464 (654 amino acids)
Biological process (GO): tetrahydrofolate interconversion
Cellular component (GO): cytosol
Molecular function (GO): methylenetetrahydrofolate reductase [NAD(P)H] activity; FAD binding
Source: RefSeq, a predicted model, not a curated record